AUGGUAUCAACCCGCUACAUUGCUGUCUUGGCAGCAUUGGCAUCCUUCGUAGCAACCUCACCUGCACCAAGCCACCAACAGGGUUCACGAUUCUUAUUCGCCCAUACUGAUUCUACCCUUCGGCUUGUCAAAACAUCCCCAGCUGAUCCUGGAUCAUGGGUCACCGAUGCGGACAAAGACGUGUUGAUCGAGAGCGGUGUCCGUUUCAUCGACAUCACUGACAUCAAGGACGAAGAAGUUCUCGAAAUGAUAUCCACUCCUGAUCAUGACUUCAGUCAAUACCUCAACACACUCGACCUGAAUGCUGACUUGGCUCAGCGAGGGUCAGAUUGGAUGCAGGGCGAACUUGAUGGCCGAUCUAUGGCCUCUGCUGAGCAACCGACACCGUUCAAUACUGAACGUGCAAUGCGUCAACUCAAGACAAUGACCGAGUUUUGGAGCAGAGAUCAUCGGGUGGAAAACGGCACGAAAGCUGCCGAAUGGAUCCUCGAAAGUAUUGAGAGAAUCGUUGCCUUGGUCAACCCGCAUAUCGAAUCCGCCGCGUUCGCGCACAACGCCACCAAGCAGCCCUCCGUUAUUGCCAAGCUACCCGGAGCUACCUCGGACAUCGUUGUCUUCGGCGCCCACUUCGACUCCAUUUCAAGAAAGCCUGGUGGCUAUGCUCCGGGAGCCGACGAUAAUGCUUCUGGAACGGUCGUGCUACUUGAACUUCUCCGGACACUAGCAGAAAAGACGAGUCACAAGGAAACCGAGCCUUGGAAGCCUCUUCGCAACACAAUUGAGUUCCACUUCUAUGCCGCAGAAGAGGUCGGUUUGCUUGGCUCUUCAGAGAUCUUCUACGAUUACAAGGUCAAAAACAAGACGGUGGUUGCCAUGCUGAACCACGAUAUGCUGGGAUUCUCUUCCACUGACAAGGUAUCUCUUGGUGGCGACAAAAUUGACCCGCGCCUCACACAUGUCCUCCGCACCAUUGCGAAGCAGCGCGGCAUCGCAACACUGAGCUUUUCUUGCGGUUACGCCUGUUCCGAUCAUGCAAGCGCUCACAAUAACAAGUACCCUGCGGCCUUCAUUACUGCCGAUCGUGACCCAAUCGGCAACGACAGAAUUCACACUGAUAAAGAUACAUUGGAGACGAUCGAGAAAGAAACGCUUGAACGCCAUUUCCAAUUCAGCCUCGCAGCUCUUGAGGUUCUCUCGAACGCAAACGUAACCAAGUUAGGCAGACCAAGCGACGAUCUAAUGUAA
This is a messenger RNA of Colletotrichum lupini, 1245 nucleotides long. RefSeq names its product peptidase family M28. Gene Ontology annotation, molecular function: metalloexopeptidase activity. The coding region runs from base 1 to 1245 and encodes 414 amino acids. NCBI's taxonomy places the organism in Eukaryota, Fungi, Ascomycota, Sordariomycetes, Glomerellales, Glomerellaceae. Gene Ontology annotation, biological process: proteolysis. The record is from RefSeq and is a predicted model, not a curated record. The transcript has 6 exons.